AUGCCCCCCUCCCCCGCCCCUCCAAAGCGCAUCAUCCUCGAGAAAUCCCGCACGGUGCGCCGCCGCUACCAGCGCAGCAACAAGCGGUUCCAAUUCACAGCGUCGCAGAUCGCGCGCAUCGAGCGCGAGCAGGCGCGCGAGCGCCGAGCGCAGCAGCUGCGCGACCGCGAUCGCCAGCGCGUCGCCGCCAAGAAGAAGAAGGCCGAGAAGGAGGCGCGCGACCGCCAGGAGCGCCGGAGGCUCGGGUCGAUGGGCUUGCCGGAUCCGAAUGCGCCGGUCGUGCCUUCGAGUCAGCCUUCGUUGUUGCGGUUUAUACAGAAGCCUGCGGCGGUGCCGGCGGUUGAUCUUGAGGGGUGGGAGAGUGGGUCGGUUUCGGGUGCGGAGGAGGUUGCGGCUCAUGGUGAGUUGGGGGAGGAGGAGGGUUGUGGACUUGGUGUGCAGGUCGAGGAGCGUGAGGAUGCUGCGCGCGCUGCGGGUGCUGCUGCGGAUAACACUACUGAUACUGAUGAUGAGUUCGGCUGGGAGGAGGACCUUGCGGAGGUGGAUGAGUUCUCGGAUUGCUCCAUCUUUGAUGAUGAGGAGAUCAUCCAGAAGAGUGAGGACGUCGUUGCGAUAGACACGGACCUUAUGGACACACCCCAGGCCGAGCCUCCGACGGUGCAAGGCGCUAUACCUGCCUCGUCGGCAGGCGACUCAUUUCAGGACGACACAGCCAUUUUGUUGGAGCAAUUGGGCCAUGAGUUCGACACCGACGAGGAGUUCGAACAGGCAUUGGUUGCAUUGGACGCUGUGUGA
Messenger RNA from Aspergillus uvarum CBS 121591, 795 nucleotides. RefSeq lists its product as uncharacterized. NCBI's taxonomy places the organism in Eukaryota, Fungi, Ascomycota, Eurotiomycetes, Eurotiales, Aspergillaceae. The record is from RefSeq and is a predicted model, not a curated record. The transcript has 3 exons. Bases 1 to 795 code for a protein of 264 amino acids.